This is a messenger RNA of Falco peregrinus (peregrine falcon), 9536 nucleotides long. It is a transcript of the gene SLC6A6, whose product is annotated as solute carrier family 6 member 6. The record is from RefSeq and is a predicted model, not a curated record. Gene Ontology annotation, cellular component: plasma membrane. Gene Ontology annotation, molecular function: taurine:sodium symporter activity. Bases 532 to 2595 code for a protein of 687 amino acids. The transcript has 20 exons. Gene Ontology annotation, biological process: taurine transmembrane transport; sodium ion transmembrane transport; neurotransmitter transport. NCBI's taxonomy places the organism in Eukaryota, Metazoa, Chordata, Aves, Falconiformes, Falconidae.
GUCAGCAGUAAUAAGCAGUUGUUAGUGGUAUAAACGUUCAGCCCAGACCAGGGAUUCACAGUGCCUCGGUUGCUGAUAGGAGCCCUAUUUCUUGGAAGGCCUCGCAGAACCACCUUGUGAGCCUUGGAUUGCUGUCACAUGUCCUGUGCCAGGGUCUCUGCAGUACAAGUCUUGUAACCAAGUCUUUAAAGUUUGUGGAAACCUGCUGAACUCUCCUCUGGAAAUCAGAGAAAAUAAACAGAGUGCUGAGUCUGUCUUAGAAGAGACCUAUGCCGUGUCUGCCUGGAACUGAAUAACUAAGAUGCACCCCCGCUGGCUGCUUGCUUGAAGGGCAUAGGCAUUGAGAGGAAAAUAACUUCUAUGAAACAAAGGGCUGUAACAGCCUCAUUUUUUUCUCUGGACCCAGUGUUUCACACACCUCUAGCGGCAAACCCUCUUCGUUGCCAAGACAACCCCGAAGAAAUACGAAAUCCAGAACAAUACCCUGUGUACGAGAAGCCUCGUAUUCUUUAGUGCACGCGUUCGUUUUGAAUGUCAAGAGAAACACUGCCCUCCAACCCAGGAAGAGAAAAUCCAUUCAGGAGAGACUCUUCUUCAUUGCCUCAUCCUAUGGAGGAAUCACCACUGCCCAUCUACAUUGAGGAGGGGACAGAAGUCCCGAUUGCCAAAAAGGAGUUGAUUGCUCUUGGCAUCAGGCAAAUCUGGACCCAGAAGACCACAGAAAGCAGAAAUAUGGCGACAAAGGAAAAGCUUCAAUGCUUGAAAGAUUUCCACAAGGACAUCCUCAAACCUUCUCCCGGCAAGAGCCCGGGGACACGGCCUGAGGAUGAGGCAGAGGGAAAGCCGCCCCAGCGGGAGAAGUGGGCGAGCAAGAUUGACUUUCUGCUGUCCGUGGCUGGUGGAUUUAUUGGUUUAGGCAAUGUCUGGCGGUUUCCGUAUCUCUGCUACAAAAACGGCGGAGGUGCAUUUCUUAUACCUUAUUUCAUUUUCCUGUUUGGGGGAGGUCUUCCCGUGUUUUUCCUGGAGGUGGUGCUAGGACAGUAUACCUCUGAAGGUGGAAUUACAUGCUGGGAAAAGAUCUGCCCUAUUUUCACUGGAAUUGGUUAUGCUUCCAUAGUGAUUGUGUCCCUUCUGAACGUGUACUACAUCGUGAUCCUGGCCUGGGGACUCUACUACCUGUUCCAGUCGUUCCAGAGCGUCCUGCCGUGGGCACACUGCCACCAGAAGUGGAACACGCCGACCUGCGUGGAAGACACUCUCAGGAAGAACAAAACACUCUGGAUAUCACUGAAUGCCACUAACUUCACCUCUCCUGUCACCGAGUUCUGGGAGCGCAACGUACUGAGCUUGUCCUCGGGAAUUGAAGAUAUUGGUAUUAUCAAGUGGGAUCUAGCACUGUGUCUUCUCCUCGUCUGGGUGAUAUGUUUCUUCUGCAUUUGGAAAGGAGUCAAAUCCACUGGGAAAGUAGUAUACAUCACUGCCACGUUCCCAUUCAUUAUGCUCCUUGUUCUACUUAUCCGUGGUGUGACCCUACCUGGAGCUGCAGAAGGCAUCAAGUUUUAUCUUUAUCCUGAUAUCUCACGGCUAGCUGACCCACAGGUCUGGAUAGAUGCAGGGACACAAAUCUUCUUCUCAUAUGCAAUCUGCUUAGGAGCAAUGACUUCCCUGGGGAGCUACAACAAGUACAAAUACAACUGCUAUAGGGACUGUUUGCUGCUGGGAUGCCUGAACAGUGGUACCAGUUUUGUGUCUGGCUUCGCAAUUUUUUCCGUCCUGGGCUUCAUGGCACAAGAGCAAGGGGUGAACAUUGCUGAUGUGGCAGAGUCAGGUCCAGGCCUGGCCUUCAUCGCCUACCCAAAAGCUGUGUCCAUGAUGCCGCUGCCCACCUUUUGGGCAAUCCUUUUUUUUAUUAUGCUUCUGUUGCUUGGACUGGAUAGCCAGUUUGUUGAAGUUGAAGGACAGAUCACGUCAUUAGUUGAUCUGCACCCAUCCUUCCUAAGGAAGGGUUACCGACGGGAAAUCUUCAUCGCUAUAGUAUGUUUCCUUAGCUAUCUUCUGGGACUAACUAUGGUGACUGAGGGUGGCAUGUAUGUUUUUCAACUCUUUGACUACUAUGCAGCUAGUGGUGUAUGCCUUUUGUGGGUUGCAUUCUUUGAAUGUAUUGCUGUAGCCUGGGUUUAUGGCGCUGAUAAUAUUUAUGAUGCCAUUGAGGAUAUGAUUGGAUACAGACCUGGUCCCUGGAUGAAAUGGAGCUGGAUUGUGAUCACUCCAGUUCUUUGCGUGGGGUGCUUUAUCUUUUCUUUGGCCAAGUACAAACCACUGACCUACAACAAGGUCUACACGUACCCAGACUGGGCAAUUGGCCUGGGCUGGGUUCUCGCCCUUUCCUCCAUGAUCUGCAUCCCUAUGGUGAUGGUCAUCCGCAUCAUACAGUCAGAUGGGUCGCUCAUUGAGAGGAUAAAGGCGGUGGCUGCCCCCAAGGAAGUGAAUCGGUGGUCCAAAGAAACGGAGAGUGGCACCCCCUUCUGCCCCAAUGGAACUUCGAAUGGCGGAUUGAUCAAGCCAACUCAUAUCAUUGUGGAAACCAUGAUGUGAGCUCUCUCUGUGAGAGGAUAAACCUGCUUUAACUGCCGUUUACUAACCAUAGAUUCUCAUAGGACCAGGUUUACAGAGCUUUAUAUUUGCACUAGGAUUUAUUUUUAUUUCUCACAGAGAAAGUUAUUUUUUGUGUGUGUUUUUUUUUUAAUAUUUUGUAAGGUAAUCACAGCAGAUGUCUCUCUGUAGAGGGAGAGCUUUCAUAUCAGACUAGACAUAUUACAGGAAUUUACUAUUAUUGGGUUUUUUUAAAUAUAUAUAUCUUUAUCUCUAAAUAUUAUACACCUUACCACUUGAAUUGAUUGUCUCGCCAGCAAUACAUUCAAGUCUCAGAAAGCAAUUUUAGGUGCUGGUAUGAUUGGGAGCAGGGUAACCUACAGAACACACAAAAGGAGCUCUGUUGAGAGAUACGAUUUUAAAAAAGACGCUGUUUCAAGAGAAUUUUCAAAGGUGUAGUAUUUCCACCCUCUGGUUCAAUUGUGGUAAACGACAGGCUUCAGGGUCACGUUGGGGAAAGGGUACAGUUACGUUUAGCACAGUCCCUGAACUAAGAUACAGCUGGAGCAGAGAGUUUGCGUGGGAGGCAGAGAAGUUGGGUGUGAAAAGCCUUGCGGCCGUCCCUCCCAAGCUCAGCAUGGGGACGCCGUCACACAGGCGAGAGGAGGACUUUAGGAAGGCAUUUGCAGGUUUUAUCGUGGUUCACUCUUCUUUUAUUUUUCUUUUUUUUUUUUUUAUUAUUUUAGAUUUUUGGGGUUUUUUUACUUCAGUGGAAUGCCUACUGUUUGUGUGUGAGCAGGGAGGUGGAGUACCUGUUCCUGAGUUUUCCAGCAAAGCAUGUUUUAGUGUGGUGGCACCGGUGUAAACUUGAAUUCUGCAAACGGGGAGGGCAGCAGGGGCAAGGGCUGAGGAGCUGAGAGGGGGAAAAGCAGCAGCUGCCCUCUGGGUGCUUCAGGUGUUCGCUUGCUCACUUGGACUUUGGUUUCAGGCAGAAACAUAAAAAGAAUCCCUUCUGGACUCUGACCGUCCAAAGGUGAACACAAACCAGGUCAUCCCCAACGAGAGGAACAAAACCACUCACCUACACCUGGUUUCGCUGGUAUUUAUAACAAACACGUUGUUAAUAAUAAUAGUAAUUGAGAUAAUAAUAUCACUCUAGUAAACAGGUGCUUUUAAUCCAUGUAUCUCAAAAAUGCUUUGCCAAGUUCGGUAACAGGAUUUGCUUUAUUUAUUUAUUUGGGGGGAGGUUCGUUACUGUUGGGGGAACAGACGAAAGGACUAAGUCCCUCGUCCCAUGUUACUACAUAGCAGUAGUGGACUUAGGCCCCCACUCUCCUUGCCCAUUAUUGGGUUAAACCGUAGUUUUAUUCUAUUUUUUAGGGGGGGGGGGUGGAGAGUGGCAGACAUAUUUGUGAGGCUCAUGAAUCUUAUCUGCUGAAGAAAUGCGGCUUUUGGGGUUUUAAGUUAAAGCAAAGGGAACAUGUAACACUGAAAUCCUUUGUAUUUGGUCAGGAGGAGUUGCACACUGUUCCAGGUUAGAUGGGGGGGUGAAGAGAAACCACUACAAAGAGUAUAGGAACGGGGGUUCCGCUUCAUGUGGGCCAGGUGGAUGUUUCCAUGGGGAAUUGCUCCCUGAAGACUGUCCAAAACAUGGGCAAAAGCUUUUUUUUAAUUUUGUUUUGUUUUUUUUUUUAACUUCAGCAGGUUGUGCUGGGAACAGCUUCUCUGGUGAAACAACCUUUUCCUGUGGGCAUUGUAUUAGAGGGAGAGGUUGUUUCUUCUUAUGAUACCACAGUUAGGCUAUGCAAAGGUAUUUAGAGGAAAUGCCUGAUAAAAGCAGAGUUUGUAUCUACUUACUCAGCUGUCAGCUUAGUCUGUCAGGGCAGAGUUUGUCAGUUAAACAGGAGCGUAUCCAGUUCUUAACAUUCCUAUGCAGUAGUUUUAUUUUAUUUUUUCUUGUCCCAUGGGCUAACUGGCCACACCAGCAAAAACACUUGUUUAUUAGCUUGUUGGUUUUCCUGUAACAGAAAAGGAGUGAUUUAAAACUAAGAGAUGGACCAAAAUAAUUUUAAAAAGAAAAAGUGAAAAGUGGCUGCAUCUAUAACUUUCAAAAUCUUCCUAGUUUGAAUUCAUACAAAUUUUUACAUCAGAUAGCUGAAUUGCAGCAACAAAACCAGCCACAGCAGAAUUGCUUUUGUUUUCUUUUUUCUGGUUGCUGUAUUAUGAGAGUUAUGAAUGAAAAUUUUUCACAGCUGGAGAUGGCAAACAACUAAUGUCACCUGCUGGGCCAGUGGCAAUAGCCAUCCGAAGGUCACUGGAGGAACUCUGUGAGCCACUAGGUGUCAUCAAAUGUGCCCGAAGUAAAGAAACAGGCAUACAGCUGAUUUUCUUUUUUAAUAGCCUUUAACUAGCAAAGGCAAGGAAAUGUGAUCAAAGAUAAUUCUUUUAGUGGGCUUCAGCUUGGACCCUCAUUUUUGAGUUGCAAUUAGUGUCUGCAAUAAACAGGCACACUUGCCUUGGUGGAGAGGGAGCAGCAGGUGUGUGCGGGGUCUAAAUUAAUGGUUUCUGUGAGUGCAGAUGAAACACUGAUGCUUGAUUUAUUUUUUAUAUAUAUAUACAUUGUCAUAUAAUUGCGUUUGAGAUACAGUUUGCACAUCUCUUUCCGUGCUAUAGAGCUGAGACAAGCUUUAGUUAGGGGGAAAAAAAUGGUUUGGCUACAUCAAAGAUGUCUCCGGCGAGUCAGCGGGGUAUUUAGCCAUCUCCCGCGUUGUGGAGUGUCUUUGCUUGAAGAACCAGAGGGCUAAUACUACACUUUUCAAAGUACAACUACUAGAGAACUAGAACCCAGCCCCAUUUCAUUAUAAACUGUGCCAUUGAAAUCAGUCGCUUCCAUGUACCAAGUGAAAAUGUCUCGCACAUAUGCAACAACCUCAUUGAAGCGUUCUCUGUGUCAACUUCGCUGGCCCUGCUGUGCUCUUCGGCACGACUGCAAAGGAGGGCUGGGACUCACGAAGAGCUAAGAAAUUAUUGUUUCUGGAAAACAGUUCCCCUCUCCCCUCUUCCAUCCCCUCUGAAAAAAAUGUAAUUAAUUCUUCUUGUUUUAUCUGGGGGUUUGAGUUCCAAUGAGCACACUCACAUUUUUACAGUUUUGGAGUUUUUCCUAACACUUUUAUCAGAUUUCUGAACUUUUCUUGGUGGUAGAUUUGCAUUUCAACAUGAUCCUCUGCCAAAUUUAUUUAAAAUAAUUUUUAAAGAAGUCUGUGUUUUCUACCUUUUUCUGACUGCAAAUGCAACUGGGGUGGUUUUUCUCCUGAUUGUUUAAAAACUUGUGACCUAUUUUACCUGUCUUAUGUUAAUGAGGAACUUUAUAUUAGAAAAUCACGACUAGUGAUAGAUGAACUGGUUUGGAUCCAGGGAAAAAAUUAGUGCAGUUUCUGGCACGAGAUCUUUAGAAACAGAUCCCUGAGUUUAAAAUCAGAAUAAAACAAGGCAAAACCCACAACUUUCCGCAUUUCAUGUGCCCUUGUAUUUGUGGGUUCUUCUGGGCUUGAAAACAGCAGAGUCUCAGCAGUAUUUAUUUCCAGCUGAACUGAAAUCAAGACAUAGUAGAAACAUAAAGGGGAACAUUUACCCCACAAGAGUCUCCAGCCUGUUUCUUAUUUUUCUCAGUUUUCCAGACUUUUUCAGUUCACCUGUCACUAGUUAUGACUGAAUGAGCAUCUAUUGUAAGGGACUUGACUUUGGUAUUUAAACAGUAUGAUUUCAUAAAUAGAACUGGUUUUUGUUGUUGUUAUUGUUCUCAUUCUCCUUCUCAUCCAUAGCUUUCCUUCGCAUCUGGUCCAAACAGAUCCACACACUUUGAAAAGUCCUCUGUAAAGUGUGAGAUAGUAGGUCCACAAUGGAUUUGUUCUUGUGUGGUAAAUGAAAAUACAGAAGUCUAGCAGCUGUACUUGCCAUCUAGGACAGUGCCGGUGGUCACCGCGCAGCAGCAGUGCAGCUCCUGGAGCAGAGGGGUGCUAAGGUGGUCUGCUGGAACAGCUCAGCAAAACUGGGUUUGGCUACUGUUCUUGGGGAGAGGAGGAAAAAGGGGAAACAAAAAAAAAAAAAAAGGCGCAGCCUUACAGUUGCUGUAACACCAAAAAAAACCCCUAAAACCAUCAGCAGAGCCUUUAAUGUCACUGUCAGGACAGCACCUUCUGCAGCUGUUUCAGUCCUAUGUGCAUCCUCCUUUCUCAACUGCAGAUACUCCUGGUUCCUCUUUGUCUCAGCGUUAGCCAAGUCGGGUAGAUCUGAAGACACAUGGACAUUUCCAUUCAACAGGCCUUUUACAAGUCUCCUCCUUGUCUGUUUUUAUUUGCUAAGGAGACCUAAGUUUUGUUGAUGUCGUGCUUGUCACACAGGUUCAGAGCUCCCACUUGUUGCAUCCAUGGCAAAACUCUGUCCGUGGGAGAAGAAUUUGAACGUUUUUGAAUAACUGAUUAUUAGCUUCCAUGUCUUGUGGUCACUGCAGGACUGCUCAUGGAGGCAUAAUGUAUAUAAAAUGUUAAAUAAGCUGUGCAUUGAAUGGAGUGGACAAGUUAGUUAAGCAGCUCAAGUACACUUGGAAGAAAGAUGACCCUGACAUCAUUUCCAAGGAGAUUCAAUAGAAGUUGCUCACUUUCAGUAAAAAAAAAUAAAAUAAAUCUGUGUUAAAGUAGACUAGUAGAUGAAAUCUUUCACCCUCAUAUGCACACACACAAGCGAGAACGUUGCUUCUAUGCCUGCUCUGCAAGUCACGUGUGUAAGUCUUGCAGAUCUGUUUAGGAUGAGGACUAGAAAAGUUUAGAUACCACAUCCCUGCAAAGAGCCAACCUGCCAGGGUGUCCCAAUGGCAUUUCCCGAGUUGAGGGUGGUGGAAAGUAAUGACAAAAUCCUGGACUCUUGCCCCUCCAAGGAAGCCUUAAAGUUGGACUGGAAAACUCUCCUGUCUCCCUGUAAGCACCGCAUGUCUCCUGGUAUGGGGGGGUUGGGUGAGGUGAGUUCAGGCAGUUGCGUCAGACUUUUUUUUCUCCAAAAUCAGUCUUCAAAGCCUUGCGGUUAGGAUUGAUAUGUAAUUGUGUAUUUGUAUGUUUGCAUCAGCAAAGGUCAGGAACUGUCAGCCUCUGGUAGCUUGUUUUAUUUGUUGUGAUCAAAGCAGAUCUUAAGAAAAGAGUAUUCAGUUGGUGACACUUGACACCUAAAAAACCUACUAACGACUGCAGAAGAGGCUCCCUCAGCUCCAUACUUUGGUCACAAAAUUUUUCUGUUGGUGUCAAUGGUCAAUUUGACUUGAUGGGAAAGCUUGCUCAAAGAAGACUUGAGCGUAACCCAGCUGGAAAAUUGCCUGAUCCACCCCUGCAUCCUCCACCAGAUCAUGGCUCUUUGCUGCCGAGCCCAAAAUAAAUCUGUACACAGAUGAUGCUUCUCCACUUAAAAAAAAAUAAAUCUUAAUUUGUUUUUGUCUAUUAAAAAAUAACAGGGAAAAAUCUUUUUUUUUUUUUCUGUUUUUUCCAAUUGUCAGUCUGAAUUGGUGAUUUCAAUUUACCUAUGUCCUAAAACAAGCAGAAAAAGCUUCAGACACCAUUUGACCAAAACAAAACAAAACAAAAAAAAAUGAGGCAAGCUCAGAAUUUUGCAGAUUGAAAACAUUAAGAAAACAAAUCCCCCCACCCAUCCCCAUCAGAGGCGGAAAACUUUAGUGACAGAGUUUGCAACUGGGAAAGAGCCCGACCCUGCUGGUACUGCUGGGCUGCUGAAAAGCAGAGCAGCCACAGCUGGUUUUGUAUCACUGCUGUGUCCUGGUUUGAAAUACUCAGUAAAAGUGUCAGAAUUUAAUUGCCACAAGCUUUACACAUCCUUGAGCUGUAGGAGUAAAGUAAAUUAAAAACAAUUUAAAAGGGGGCAAGUUUUCUGAGGCUUCUUCUCCUGGUCUGGCUCUGUGGUGUGCAGCAGGACAGUGCAGCUCGCUCUCCCAUUUGCAGCACAGGGGAAACAUGGGCUGACUGGAGAAAUCAGAAGAAAUAAAGGGGGAAAAUUUAAAAAAAAAAAAAAAAAAAAAGUGCAACGAUUACACUAAGGAACUGUGCAAGUGUGCUUUUGUGUGUGCAUACACAGGGGAAGGCUCCGGUCCUGUAGCAUAGUACAUGUUAGCACGAUACAUAUUGUUUCUAAAUCUAUCUGCUUCUGCAGUUGAGAUGUUAAAAAGAUUUGAUUUUUUUUUCAACAUAUAAAGAAAAAAAAAAAAAAAAAAAAAAGAGAACAGUGGCAAAAUCAUGUUGAGAGACUGAAAAACAAACCCCAAACAUACCUGAAGGGGCAAGUUGAGUUAGUUUGUCAUCUGCUCCUGUCCUGGAAGCCAGCGGCAGUCUCUCAGCAUUUCAGCAUCCCAGUACUGUUCUGAAGUGCUCGUUGUUCAAUAGGAUGUUGUUUUUCUCCGGUGUAAUAUUGUGAUUGUUACCUGAUAACGUUGCCAGGGACUUCACGUUAUAAGAGGUGGUCCAGCUUGUUUGAUGUAUUUGGCUAAAAAACAGUGGUGGUUUUUUUAUUAUUUAAAUUCCUAGCAACUGUGACUACAGUAAUGUGAUGAGUAGCACAUACAGUGAGGAGGCAUUGACGAUGGCCUCCUUAAAAAUGUCAUCUGAACUUUUUUUUAAAAAAACAACUUUAAAAUAUUUUUAAAACAUUUUAAAACAUUUUUUGUGUGUUCCAAAACGGAAUAUUUGUAUUUGAAAAAAAUCCUGGAGUGUAAUUUAAUCCUAAAAAACCCCGUAGCCUUUGUGUAUAUGGUAAAUGUUUGUAUUUUGCAGGUUCUGUUUUGCUUUUUAGAUAAAUAAAAUGUAUAUGGAUAUUUUUAAGUCAUCUUUGCUUUUUUAGAUGAGUUUGUAAUCACCUUAUAACUGAAAAUAAAACUUUCCUUUAUAAACCAA